CAGCUCCGCCCUGUUCUUCUCGUGCUCCCUGCCUUGGAUCACAGAAUUGUCAGAGUGGAACUCAGUCCUCUUGGUCAUCCUCUGCUCAGAAGCCCAGGCUCGGCUCUCGUCACCAUGGCUUUGUCACUUUCUUAUUAUGCAACCAACCUCUUCAGGUCGUCCUACGGCAAAGACCGCCCGGACUUCUUCAUCUGGUACCCCAAGGGCACAACCUCGGCCGAGAAGAAGCUGUUGCACAAGCUAGAUUUCUUCAUCCUCUCCUACGGAUGUCUGGCCUUCUUCACAAAAUGGCUCGACCAGUCCAACAUUAACAAUGCCUACGUCUCGGGCAUGCGCGAGGACUUGUCCAUGUUUGGAACCGAGCUCAACCUCGCCACCACCUGCUUCCAAGUCGGCCAAAUUCUGGGCCCGAUCCCCGCCAACCUUCUUCUCACAUGGAUUCCCCCUCGCAUGCUUCUUCCUGGACUCGAAUUCCUCUGGGGUAUUCUUACCAUCGGAACUUACGCCGUCACCAAUGUCAACCAGCUUUACCCCCUUCGCUUCUUCAUCGGCUUCCUCGAGGGAUCCUGCUUCGUCGGCGUACAAUAUGUCCUCGGCAGUUGGUACAAGCGAAGCGAGAUUGGAAAACGCACAGCAAUCUUUGCCGUUGCCGCAUACGUGGCCACCCUCGUCAGUGGAUUCCUUCAAUCGGCGCUGCUUGCGACCAUGAAUGGCAGAAACGGCAUUGCGGCCUGGCGCUGGGUCUUCAUCAUCGACGGCAUCAUUACUCUCGCGGUCGCCCUCUAUGGCUACAUUGUGUUCCCGGAUACGCCAUACACCACAAACGCCUUCUAUCUCAGCCAGGACGAGAGAAAGCGCUGCGUCGAGCGCCUUGCCGAGGACGGCCGGACGGAGAUGAACAGCUUCACUUGGGAUCUGUUCAGCCGGACCCUCAGGACCUGGCAGGUCUAUGUGCUGACAAUCCUGUGGAUGUUCUGGAACACUACGGUUGGAAAGGUUGCCAACCUCGUCUUCUCCCUAUUCCUGAAGAACGACCCAACUCGGACCUGGUCAGUCUACGACGUCAACAACAUCCCGACUGCCAUCAACGGCUGGAACAUUGUCAUGCUCCUCCUGCUCCUCACCUAUGUCGACGCGACAGGCUGCCGCAUGAACGCCGUGGCCUUCAACUGCGCCAUCCUGAUCUUCGGAACCGUCUGCCUUGUCAUCUGGGAGAUCCCUCUCGGGCUGAAGGUCGUCUCGUUCAUGUUUGCCGGCAUGGACGGUCCUCUCUCCCCAAUCUACUACUCCUGGGCCAACAUCCUGACGAGCGGCGACGCCCAAGUUCGUGCAUUGACUCUUGCUAUCAUGAACUCGUGCGGUGCCGUGUCCGCCCUCAUCAUGGGCCAAUGGGCGUACCCCGUUACGGACGCCCCCAAGUUUUCCAAGGGCUACCGGGCCAGCUUGUCGCUAGUCAUUGGCAUGUGCGUGUGGGUCGUCGUUGUGCGCGUGCUGGAGAUGCGCGCCCUGCACAAGAAGGAGAAUGACGUUGCCGACGAGGAGUCGAACGGCAGCGCAUCCGGCGUCGAGGUGGUCACGGAGCCAAAGGUCUAACUAAAUUAGCGUCUCCCCGAGUUUAGCGUGCGUGGCUGGCUGGGCUGCAGGCUCGAGGUCGGAACAUUUGUCUAUUUGUGGGGUUGACAGCUGCACUCGCGCGACCUGACCGAUGCACUUUGAGCACGUGGACCGGGACAGCUGCGGAGAGUUACGACUUUGAAUUGUGAUAUUACAAAUGACAGUAGUUGACCAAUACAGAUUUGUGAAGGGA
Messenger RNA from Microdochium trichocladiopsis, 1807 nucleotides. Its product is annotated as MFS general substrate transporter. The transcript is spliced from 3 exons. NCBI's taxonomy places the organism in Eukaryota, Fungi, Ascomycota, Sordariomycetes, Xylariales, Microdochiaceae. The coding region runs from base 115 to 1593 and encodes 492 amino acids. The record is from RefSeq and is a predicted model, not a curated record. Gene Ontology annotation, molecular function: transmembrane transporter activity. Gene Ontology annotation, biological process: transmembrane transport. Gene Ontology annotation, cellular component: membrane.